GGCUCAUCUUGAACAAGCCUUGUGGAAUUCACGAGAGCUACAUUCAUAAUUGACAUGCCGUUCAACCAAUCAUUGUAGUUUUAAGACUGCCAUUUAUGGUUGUUUUUAAUCUUUCUAAAAGUAAACGUCCAAUUGCAAAGCGCAGUGGGAGGGACGUUAUUUAAAACAAACGGAUCAGCAGUUUCAACUAGUUGCUGUCAUAUUCCCAGCGGCCGGAACAACCAAUUAGAAUGCUAGAAUCAAGUGCAAUGUGAACGUCUUUGUCGACUACUCCAAUCACACGCGCGACACAGUCAAGAUUAGUUUCAGUGCACGAACAGAGGAACUACGGCCGUCACUUAUAAAAGUCAUCCCGCAACAUGGGAAAGAAGAGUCGAGUGAAGAUCCAGAAGUCGGGCUCAGGAUCCAGUGCCCUGGUUUCCCCCAAGGAGAUAAUGAACCUCAUCUCUGAACUCUUGCAGAAAUGCAGUAGUGCAGCACCCUCUGCUGGUAAAGAGUGGGAGGAGUACAUCGAAAUCAGAGGCUUGGUAGAUAAGGUUCGCAAGAAACAGAAAGAUGUGUGUGUACACAUGUACAUGUGCAUGUGUUUAGGUAUGUCUGUAGUGUUUGAGGGCAGCAGAGAGGACUAUUUCCCAGACCUGAUGUCCUGGGCUCAGGAAAAUGGUGCAUCCUGUGACAGCUUUACAGUGACCAACUUUGGAUCUGAGGGCUACGGCCUGCAGGCCACCAGAGAAAUUAAGGCAGAGGAGCUGUUCCUAUGGAUUCCCAGAAAGAUGCUAAUGACGGUGGAGUCGGCCCAGAACUCUGUACUGGGUCCUCUGUACAGCCAGGACAGGAUCCUACAAGCCAUGGGCAACGUGACUCUGGCCUUUCACCUGCUGUGUGAGCGAGCCAACCCUGUUUCAUUCUGGUUGCCGUACAUCCGCAGUCUACCUCAGGAGUACGACACACCGCUGUUCUACCAGCAGGAGGAGGUGCAGUUGCUUCUGGGCACGCAGGCAAUGCAGGAUGUUCUGAACCAAUAUAAAAACACUGCACGCCAAUACGCUUACUUCUACAAACUCAUACAGACUCAUCCAGCAGCCAGCAAGCUGCCCCUGAAGGACAGCUUCACAUUUGAUGAUUACAGGUGGGCAGUUUCCUCUGUGAUGACCCGUCAGAACCAGAUCCCUACUGAGGAUGGCAGCCAGGUCACUCUAGCCCUUAUCCCUGUUUGGGACAUGUGUAACCACACCAAUGGACUGAUCACCACUGGCUACAACCUGGAGGAUGAUCGCUGUGAAUGUGUGGCAAUGCAGGACUACAAGGAAAAUGAACAGAUCUACAUCUUCUAUGGCACAAGAUCUAAUGCUGAGUUUGUCAUCCACAAUGGCUUCUUCUACCAAGACAAUGUCCAUGACAGAGUGAAGAUCAAGCUGGGCGUCAGUAAAAGCGAACGCCUUUAUGCCAUGAAGGCCGAAUUACUAGCACGAGCCGGCAUCCCAGUGUCCUGUAUUUUUGCUCUGCACUGUAAUGAACCACCCAUUUCAGCCCAGCUUCUAGCUUUCCUCAGAGUGUUCUGCAUGACAGAGGAGGAACUUAAGGAUUACCUGCUUGGAGAUUGUGCUAUCAAUAAGAUCUUCACCCUGGGCAAUAGCGAAUUCCCUGUCAGCUGGGAGAAUGAGAUUAAGUUGUGGACUUUUCUCGAGACCCGGGCGGCUCUGCUGCUCAAGAGCUACAAGACAACAUCAGAGGAUGACUGCUCCAUGCUUGAGAAACCUGAUCUAUCUCUCCAUUCUCGUGUGGUGAUCCAGCUCCGCCUGGCCGAGAAGCAGAUACUGGAAAAGGCAUUGACCAGUGGACAGGCCAAGCGCUUGCACUUCCAGAAAAGCCUGGAGGAGGGUGCUCCGUUGCCUCGCUACAAAGAAAGCGAUAUCACCUUGUCAGAGAAUGCAGACACAGAUACUAAGCUUCCUAUUAUCCUACGCCAGCUGGAGGAGGUUGAAGAAAGCCAGGAAAUCCAGGUGGAGGAGCACAGUCACCUCCUUAAUGGUGAAAGGGCUGCAUAUGGAACGGAUAUGGAAGCUAAUGGACAGUCAGUGCAAGAGGAAAGUCAGGAGAAGGUCAGGAAAAAUGUUAAUUCAGCUUUGGACAUGAUUGGAAUUUCAGCCCAAAAUGGCCAGAGGGAAAUGGCCAUUCUCAGUGCCAGUCAAUUUGAGGAUAAUCCCAAAGAGAACAGGGAAAAAGUAUAAUUCCCUUAAUGCCACAGCCCAUGCUAUUUAUUUAUAUUUGUGUCUUUUAAAAGACUCAGAAAUGUAGAAGCUGAAAAAAAUUUGAUUCAACAAUGCAGAAUGUUUGUGACUGUAUGUUCACCCAGCAUUCUUAGUUGCCCUCUGCUGGAUAUGUAUAAAAAUGCUGCCAAUGUGUCUGUAACUCUUUUGUGCAGAAUGGUAUUUGAAUAAAAUUAGCUUUUAAGAUUGAAA
Messenger RNA from Scatophagus argus, 2462 nucleotides. RefSeq names its product SET domain containing 3, actin histidine methyltransferase (gene setd3). Gene Ontology annotation, biological process: positive regulation of transcription by RNA polymerase II; peptidyl-lysine trimethylation; actin modification. Bases 360 to 2231 code for a protein of 623 amino acids. The record is from RefSeq and is a predicted model, not a curated record. NCBI's taxonomy places the organism in Eukaryota, Metazoa, Chordata, Actinopteri, Scatophagidae. Gene Ontology annotation, molecular function: protein binding; protein-L-histidine N-tele-methyltransferase activity; histone H3K36 methyltransferase activity. The transcript is spliced from 13 exons.